Messenger RNA from Mycena citricolor, 1829 nucleotides. The record is from the annotation of a GenBank genome assembly. Lineage: Eukaryota; Fungi; Basidiomycota; Agaricomycetes; Agaricales; Mycenaceae.
AGCGACUGUGCCUGUUAUCCCGAUCUACAGCCACGUCGUCCAGACCGCCCUCGGGAACGAGACAGCGCCAAUUUACUCACGAAAGUGUCUUCUUUGGCAGGGUUUGUCCCGGCGAUUGCUUUGGCCAGGUCCCGGAUCGAGUUUCCCGCCUCCUCCUUGAUGUUCUGCCGGGCAUGCGAGAGCGACUGGCUCCCUGGGCCGACAGUGUUGGUCACAGUGCGAUAGGGGAUGAGAGGGGAUAUGGGCCGGGUCUGCAGGCUUUUGAAACUCCCGUGCCUCGCAGCCAAGAUGCUGCGCGAGAGCGUCGACGGGCGGAGGGAGCGGAGGGCGCGAUUCAUGUUGGCACUGUCUGGUCCGCAGAGCAUUCGCGGCGCUUAUAUACGAUUAUCAAGUGAGACCUUAUAGGAACUGAUGUCAUUCCGAGGGUCAUCUGCGACUUGAUUGAAUGCGGGACACUUCCGAGACAGGCCGAGCGCGAUAGUUCGAGGCCGACUCUCGGACAGCCCUUAAAGCUCUUCCUGCUUCCUCAUCCCAUGUUCGGAGGGUCUUACAAUACUCACACUGGGGUCACCAGACCACGCUUUCGAGCCACCAAUUCAAAUGCUUACAUCCCACCACGCUCGUAAACUAUCAAAUGCUAUCUGUGGCUUCUGGAUUGACCCUUUCCGAGGUUUUAUUCGGGCCCUGGUAGACACCUCCUUCCUAAUCCAGGCACGGAGCGUUGCGCUCAAUUCUGGCUUGGCGCUCUGAUGUCAUCAUCGCGGCUCUGUGGCAGACAUCGUGACUGGGGACACGACUCCCCUCGGCAUGAACCGCUGCGACAGGCUGCGAUCUGCUGCGCGACGCCACGACUGCGGUGCCGUUCCAAUACGUGUCCCUCCGCCACACCCAUAAAAGCAACCCGACACAUCUCCGCCUCUGUCAUCCGUAACACAAUCUCGAAUACCUACUAACAUCCAUGGCACCCGCUCUCCUCUGCUUCAUGCUCGGCGCUGGCGUAGGCGCAUACUGGGUCUCCAACAAGAAUAAGAGGCAGUGCAAGCGCGCCGCUCGGCUCGCCCAGUUCGAUCCCGCGCAUCCUGACACGGCGGCGGCGGCGCAGUCGUCGCGGGAUUGGGAGGCGCAACGCACUCGCAUCCACGAGAGGGUGGUGGAUCUCUCUGAAGCGACCCUCGAUGCCGUUUUGGUGGCGACUGAGUCUCUCAAGGCCAAAAUCGCCGAGCACAAGGCCCUGAAAGACGCGGAAUCGAACAUGUCAGAAACUCACUCGCCGGCCAGUCAAUCCCCCGUGCUGGUCGACAUCGAGUUUAAGCUCGGUUCCAAGGCCACCUCGUAACAUGUUCGGCUCGACGAGCAUUCUGUUAACUACGUACGACUGUUGUAAAUGUAAUUACUUGGGCAUGGUCAUCUGAAUGUCAAAUCUCGGACCAUUGUUUACUGUGACCUAUAAAUACACAAUUUCUACUCAGAUCCUACUGAUACAGUUGGCUCUAAACUUCUGCAAGCCCACUCAUGCGAUACGCGACCAUCUUCUGAACAAACUUGAAUCGUCCAAGCAUCCGGAUAAUUCCGUACACAAGCGAGGGAAACCACAGUUUUCGCUGCGAAGUGAUCAACCCCAUCCCGUGCUCUGUCAAACUGAUCACUCCAAGAGCCCGUUCAUGCCGCCAGCGGGCCCACUCCAUAAGCCGGCGGUCGUCCUCCGGCGCAUCAAAGUGCGCGCGCAGGAUGGGGCCUAGGCUGAUCGCAUCCCGAAUGCCCAAACUCAUGCCCUGCCCACCGAUGGGGCUGUGGAUGUGCGCGGCAUCGCCGACCAGGAGGACGACCCC